AUGAGAGUGGACUCAGAUAUAAAUUUUGGAACUAAUGUUCGACCUAUACCGAUCGCCACGACGAACAGCAAUUUGGCGGAUUAUCAGUUCGUUUUGGCUAUCAAAUUGAUCCGUACGCAUGCAGGAACAUCUGAGCAACUAAGCGCGGUUGAACUCAGGACCAUAAACCAAGGCAGAUGUGAAACGAUCUACGGCUUGAACUUCGUGUCAGCUAGCAUGCUGUGCGCUGGCUGGGAGACCGGCGGCCGCAGGUCAUGCCGCGGUGACAUCGGGGCUCCUCUGAUCCACAACAACGCAGUAGUAGGCGUCACAGCCUACACAUACGGCUGUGGAGAUGGAAACUACCCAUCUAUCUAUUCCAGAGUUUCCAGAUAUGCUUCCUGGAUUAUAUCAAAUGCAUAA
This is a messenger RNA of Bicyclus anynana (squinting bush brown), 402 nucleotides long. RefSeq names its product trypsin, alkaline A-like. Lineage: Eukaryota; Metazoa; Arthropoda; Insecta; Lepidoptera; Nymphalidae. Gene Ontology annotation, molecular function: serine-type endopeptidase activity. The record is from RefSeq and is a predicted model, not a curated record. The transcript is spliced from 2 exons. The coding region runs from base 1 to 402 and encodes 133 amino acids. Gene Ontology annotation, biological process: proteolysis.